Molecule: messenger RNA, 699 nt
Organism: Funneliformis geosporum
Lineage: Eukaryota; Fungi; Glomeromycota; Glomeromycetes; Glomerales; Glomeraceae
Source: the annotation of a GenBank genome assembly
AUGGCUUCAAUAGACCAAAUUAAUAAUAGAAGUGAAACUUCUAAUGAUCGUCAAAGAAGAUUAAAUCAGAUUAGACAAAGAAAUUACAAAAGAAGACGUAUUAAUAAUAAUAUUGAUAUUCGUCAUGACUUAGAAAGUAUGAAUCAGUUAUGUUUACAUUGUGGUGCCAAGUUUUGGAUGGAUGAAAAAAAUCAAAGAAGCACACAGAUUUCUCCUACUUUUUCUGUAUGUUGUGUUAAUAGAAAAGUUAGAUUAUUGCCUUUGCUUAAACCACCUCCAUAUUUAAUGAAUCUCUAUACUUCAUUAGAAUCUGAAGCUAAUUCUUUUCGUAAAAAUGUUAGAAGUUAUAACAGUUUAUUAGCUUGCAUAUCAUUUGGUACUAAUGUAAAUGAUGAAUUUCAGAGUAAAGGGGUAUCUAAUUUCAGCAUUCAUGGUCAAGUUUAUAAUCUUAUUAGACCAUUAUUACCAGAAAAAGAACAAGUACCUAAAUUUGCUCAACUAUAUAUAUAUGAUACUGAACAUGAAAUUAGAAAUCAUCUUAAUCUUAUGCAAAAUUUAAAUGCAACAAUUCUAAAAAACUUACAAAAUAUGCUUGACAUAAUCAAUCCCUAUAUUCAUAUUUUUCGACAAGCACUAGAUAUUUUUCAGACAUCUGAAACUUCUAAUAUAUCAAUGCUAAUUCAUAAUAAUUGUAUAUAA